GGACGCGAGUUGUGGUUUAAACUCCAAGCCUGGCGCGACGGCGAGCGGCCGCGUCUUGGGUGAAUUUGGCUGUUGAGAUUAAGGUGGGUAUGUGGAGGUGCCUUGCGUGGUCGGAGGCGCUGAGUCCCCAGGGGAAGAAGGCGGACUGGAACUGGGGCUACCUCGAGGCGUCGAUUUCGCUGAGCCGGGUUUAGCUACGGCUUCGGACAGCGUCGGGACCCCCGGCCCCUCUCUUCUGAUAGGCCUGUGCGGAACCCAAACCGCCCGCUCCUCAGAAAUUUAGAGCCCCUGACUCAGGCCUGAAGAGUUAAGAACUGAGUUAAGUGCUUAUUGGCUCAAACACGGGCCUCUUUCUCUGCAUAGCUCUUCUUGUGUGGCUGUUCACUGGGUGGGCAAGUUUUGUCCUUUGUGACGGGGCGGUUUAACCAGUAAGGAAGGUAUGCUUGGGUUCACUUGUGUUUAUUUACUAAUCUGUAAUGCAUGAUUUCAUGUGAGUAAUCCGUCCCGUAGCACCUCAGCUUUCUCUUGCGUUCUGCCACCUUCGGCGUCUAAUAUGUAUUUCUCACCACUAGAGUAAUCCAAAUGGCUACUCUGAUCUUUGUUGAUAAGGAAAAUGGAGAAGUAGGCACUCGUGUGGCUCCUAAGGAUGGACUGAAGCUGGGAUCUGGGUCUACUGUCAAAGCCUUAGAUGGGAGAUCUCAGGUUUCCACACCACAUGUUGGUAAAAUAUUUGAUGCUCCAUCUGCCCUACCUAAAGCUACCAGAAAGGCUUUGGGAACUGUCAACAGAGCUACAGAAAAGUCAGUAAAGACUAAUGGACCCCUCAAACAAAAGCAGCCAACCUUCUCUGCCAAGAAGAUGACUGAGAAGACUGGUAAAGCAAAAAGCUCUGUUCCUGCUUUGGAUGACACCUGUCCAGAAAUAGAAAAAUUCUUUCCCUUCAAUCCUCUAGAUUUUGAGAGUUUUGACCUGCCUGAGGAGCACCAGAUUGCACACCUCCCCUUGAAUGGAGUGCCUCUCAUGAUCCUUGAUGAGGAGAGGGAACUUGGAAAGCUCCUAGACAUGGGUCCUCCCUCACCUGUGAAGAUGCCCUCUCUGACAUGGGGAUCUAAUCUGUUGCAGUCACCUUCAAGCAAUCUGUCGACCCUGGAUGUUGAAUUGCCACCUCCUUGCUAUCACUUAGAUAUUUAAGCUUCUUAUUGCUUUAUAGUUUGCAUGUAUUUUUUUUUUUUUGUAUUAAUAAAGCUGUUAUUUAUUUAAUAGACUUUU
Molecule: messenger RNA, 1269 nt
Organism: Trichechus manatus latirostris (Florida manatee)
Lineage: Eukaryota; Metazoa; Chordata; Mammalia; Sirenia; Trichechidae
Gene: PTTG1
Product: PTTG1 regulator of sister chromatid separation, securin
Exons: 5
Coding region: 583-1191 (202 amino acids)
Biological process (GO): chromosome organization; homologous chromosome segregation
Cellular component (GO): cytoplasm; nucleus
Source: RefSeq, a predicted model, not a curated record